AUAUCCGCUGCUUCACCCGGCCUUGUGAUCAGCCGAGCUGUAAACACGAUUUUGUAAUGUUGUGAAGAUUUAGAGUUAUUGAGUUGCUUAGGUGCUGAUAUUUGAACUCAGAUGCCACCGAAAUAGUAGGUUGAAGAUCUGGGCUGCUCAUGGUCUUUCUCUUAAUGUGAUUCGACCCUCUGGCUUGAAGAUGGCCAGUCAGUUCCGCAGUUACAUUUGGGAUCCGGUGCUUAUCAUUUCCCAGAUCAUCCUGAUGCAGUGCAUCUACUACAGUUUCCUAGGGCUGUGGUUAGCCGGCGUGGAUGGUCUUGUACACACCAACAGAUCUCUAGAUCAGAUAUUCAGUUAUGAAGUCCUGGGUUUUUCAACGACACAAGGGCGACUCUCUAUGAUGGCGUUCAUUCUGAACUCUCUCACAUGUGCUCUGGGCUUGUGGUUAUUCAUCCGCCGAGGAAAGCAGUGUUUGGACUUUACAGUCACAGUGCAUUUUUUCCACAUGAUCGGCUGCUGGAUCUAUAAUUCCCACCUGCCAGCUGCUCUGUCGUGGUGGCUUGUUAACGUAGCCUGCAUUGCCCUGAUGGCAGUCAUUGGCGAGUACCUGUGCAUGCGGACAGAACUUAGGGCCAUUCCUGUGAAUAGUGGCCCCAAAUCCAACUUAUGAGAAUCUCUCUUAUGGAUAGACAACAAAUUCAGAGCAGCCUUGGGCUGUAAAUAAGCAGGCAGACAAGAUUUAAUCACUUGGCAUGUUGAGCUGUGUUGCAGUGUUAACUUUUUAUACCACUGGCGAUGGUGUUUGCAAAUAGGGGCCAUGUAUUGACUGAAAACGGACACUUAUUUGGAGAUAUCUCAGUUUUGUCUUUUUUUUAAAAUAAUUAUAUAUAAAGUUAUUUUGGCUAAGUUAAUGUUUCUCAUGCUUGAACUCCCAGAAUCAAAAUAAUACGUAACUGAAUCAUGAGAGAAACUGUUUCGUGGCACUUUUUUAAAUCUUGGAUUUUGAAAGACUUUUUGAAGCAUUUGAGGUUGUUGUGUGCAAACAGACACUGAAGAACAGAGCUGAUUCUUUAUUGGAAAAUAAAUAUGUUUUGUAUUUGUCCUACUGAUCAUUUUAGUUUACCAUUUAAUAAAAAAAUCCUGAGACUCAUCUAGCAGUUAUAUAACAUAGCUGAAUGAUGAGAUUUUUUUUCUGUGUUACAUGUGUAUACUUUAUUCUGUAUGUUUGUCCUGUAUAUGAGUACAAAUAAAUGUUGUUGUUAUUGUAAGGAAUUGUUGCAACAUUAACAUAAAAUGUUAAGGAUCUUGAAAAAAAAAAUUAAUUAUUUGAAAUGUAAUGCUUGAAUUUUUCAGACUUAACCUUUUUACUUAUCAUUUGUCACAUACAGUAUAUUUGGAAAUAUUCUGUUCAUCUAUGUUAUUUCUUGGUGGGUAUGAGGGAAUAGAGGAAACAAAAUAAGAAGAAACAAUGUUUAUUUAAUUGCUUUAAUUAUUUUUCUUUGUGCUUUUUAAUCAUUGUAAAUUAGUUUAAAAAUAGUUUAAGCGUGUAGAAGAAUUGAAAGACCUCUUCUAUCCAUACCCCUACAAGCUCAGCGGGUCUUUGUUGGUUUAUGUGACCUGUUUUUACAUUUGUAUGAUUAUUACCAUCUGUAUGCAUUACCACCGUAUAUACUGCUUAUAAUACUUAAGUACUGUGUGAGACUAACUUUGAAGCUCCUAUCGGAUACACGUUUGGCCAGACGAAAGACAUUUUCAUUGUGAACAGAUGCACUAUUGGCUAAGAGACUCUCAUGUACAAUGCAUCAUUAAUCUUUAGAGAAUUGCCAAACAUGAUUUGGUAUACCAGAACUAUUUGCAGUUUUCUGUGAUAAAUUUUAAUUUAAUGUAAUCACAGUAAAUAGCAUUAAUGUUUGUUUAAACUAAUAUUUGCUUAAUUUAUGUUUUUACUGCAAUAUAUUUAAUUUAGAAUAUAAUCAAUUAAUUUAUUUUGUAACUAUUGAUUUUUUUUAAUUAUUGGAUUAUAAUAUUUUUUAUUAUUAAAAUCAUAUUUGUAAAAUUAUUAUUUUAUUAUAAACUAUGAUGUGUGAGUAUUAUAGUAAAAAAAAAAAAAACACCAGUUAAGCAAUUGCAAGCAAAAUUUCAGUGGUUUCACUGAAGACUGGUGAACAGGUAACAUGUUCUGAAGUGUCAAAAUGUGAUAGC
Messenger RNA from Clarias gariepinus (North African catfish), 2193 nucleotides. It is a transcript of the gene sys1, whose product is annotated as SYS1 golgi trafficking protein. Bases 191 to 661 code for a protein of 156 amino acids. The transcript is spliced from 4 exons. The record is from RefSeq and is a predicted model, not a curated record. Gene Ontology annotation, biological process: Golgi to plasma membrane protein transport; protein localization to Golgi apparatus; Golgi to endosome transport. Gene Ontology annotation, cellular component: Golgi membrane; trans-Golgi network. Lineage: Eukaryota; Metazoa; Chordata; Actinopteri; Siluriformes; Clariidae.